Molecule: messenger RNA, 5907 nt
Organism: Parasteatoda tepidariorum (common house spider)
Lineage: Eukaryota; Metazoa; Arthropoda; Arachnida; Araneae; Theridiidae
Source: RefSeq, a predicted model, not a curated record
AUGUAUAAAAAGAACAGGAUUUUUUAUAUUAUUACAGGAUGCAAGCUGGAUAGUGUGUUAGCCAGGCUUCCUGCGACUCGAUCUCCAGACUCAGCAGAUUCCGGUAGUCUAGGCAGGAAGUCUCCCGGCUUAGGAUGGGACAACGAUACUCCUCUUUGGCUCCUCCUCCACAUUGCCCCCAUCAGGAACGAGAAAGAUCUGGUAGUUCUCUUCCUUCUCACUUUUCGCGACAUCACUGCCCUUAAGCAACCCUUAGAGGAAGAGACUACGAAAGGUAAAAAAAAAGUGGGGCUUAGCAAAUUUGCCCGUCUUGCCCGGUCCGUAACGAAAAGCCGUUCUGUUUUUGUUCAACAAUUUUCCUCUCAUUUGCCUGCCAUCAAAGCAGAUUCCACUAAACAAUCCCAGAUCGCUCAUAUGAUAAGUCUAAAUUCCGAUGUCCUGCCUCAAUACCGUCAAGAAGCUCCUAAAACUCCACCUCAUAUAUUGUUACACUAUUGCGCCUUCAAAGCCAUCUGGGACUGGGUUAUCCUCUGCCUCACUUUCUACACAGCCAUCAUGGUCCCUUAUAAUGUGGCCUUUAAAAACAAAACCUCUGAGGACGUGUCACUACUCGUCCUAGACAGUAUAGUCGACGUCAUUUUUUUCAUCGACAUUAUCCUUAACUUCCAUACAACGUUUGUGGGGCCUGGAGGGGAAGUGGUUUCUGACCCGAAGAUAAUCCGCAUGAAUUAUAUGCGUAGUUGGUUCAUCAUCGACCUCCUCUCGUGUCUGCCUUAUGACGUGUUCAAUGCCUUCGACCACGACGAUGACCAAGGUAUAGGUAGUUUAUUUAGUGCCCUCAAGGUUGUUCGACUUCUACGACUGGGUCGUGUAGUGAGAAAAUUGGACAGAUAUCUAGAAUAUGGAGCUGCCAUGUUGAUUCUACUGCUUUGUUUCUACAUGUUGGUGGCUCACUGGCUAGCUUGUAUAUGGUACAGCAUAGGACGUAGUGAUGCUGAAAAUGGUUUUAUACAUAGUUGGCUGUGGAAGUUAUCAAAUACAACAGGAAAGCAUUUUUAUUAUAAGACUAGUUCUUCAAAUAACAAUUCUCAUGAACUAACAAAAGGGCCUUUAAGAGGUACCAUGUACGUCACGGCCUUAUAUUAUACAAUGACAUGCAUGACAAGUGUGGGUUUUGGAAACGUUGCUGCUGAAACGGAUAAUGAAAAAGCCUUCACAAUCUGCAUGAUGAUCAUUGGAGCGUUGUUGUAUGCAACGAUCUUUGGACAUGUGACAACCAUCAUUCAACAAAUGACAUCGGUAACUGCAAGGUACCAUGAAAUGUUAAACAAUGUGCGAGAGUUUAUGAAGCUACACGAAGUCCCAAAAGCCUUGAGUGAAAGAGUUAUGGAUUAUGUAGUAUCCACUUGGGCCAUGAGCAAAGGAAUUGAUACUAAAAAGGUGCUGAGUUAUUGCCCGAAAGAUAUGACUGCUGACAUCUGUGUACAUCUGAACCGCAAAGUGUUUAACGAGCACCCUGCUUUCCGACUAGCAAGUGAUGGUUGUCUACGAGCUUUAGCUAUGUACUUCACCAUGGACCAUAGUGCCCCUGGGGAUUUACUUUAUCACACUGGAGAGAGCAUAGAUACUCUCUGCUUUGUGGUUAGUGGGUCCCUUGAAGUUAUACAAGAUGAUGAAGUCGUUGCUAUCCUUGGUAAAGGAGACGUAUUUGGAGACUCAUUUUGGAAAGAGCCUUCCAUUGGUCAAUCAUGCGCGAACGUCAGAGCUCUCACUUACUGUGAUCUUCAUGCUAUCAAGCGAGACAGACUAUUAGAAGUGCUUAAUUUUUAUCAUGCCUUUGCAAACUCAUUUUCAAGAAACCUAGUGUUAACGUAUAACCUACGACACAGGUUGAUUUUCCGGAAGGUUUCUGACGUAAAAAGGGAACGAGAGUUAUCCGAAAGGAGAAAAGCGGAUCCCAUACCGGAUAUUUCCCAAGACCAUCUUGUGAGAAAACUAUUUUCCAAGUUCCGAAAAAAUGGAGGAGGUGACGUUGGGAAAUCCAGCAGUUCUAACCAAAUUGCUGCAUUGCCUGAUGUUGAAAGAGGAGAUCUUCUAACUCCUCCACAGAGGGAUACUACCCGUUCUCCCGUUCCUGAAGAAAUGAAUAGAGACGAACAAAUUAGUUCUGAUGCAUGGAAUUAUAAUCCUUCCCUUCUCCGCUCAAAUAACAUUAAUUCCAAACAUGAAGCCACCUUCUUUCGUAAGUCAGCGAAUCUUACCGUUGAAAAACAACCAGAUACAUUUCGAGAAAAAGAAGAACAGGAUUUUAGUGAAUCCACACAGCAAAGGACUGAAAAAAGUACUGAGACAGCAGUAAAAGGGGAUGAAAGUAUAGAUUCCCAGGCUGAAGUUCAGCCUCGUGGGGCUACAGACUCUGCUCCUAAAGACAGUAAACCAUCCACUAAAGAUGGGGUAACACCAUCUAAAGGUGGCGUGAGUUCAAAUGAGUAUCAACAGAUCGUAUCCAGCCUUAUGGACAUGCGAGUAGAUUUGAAACUCGAAAUACAAAGGUUGAAUCUAAAAGUUUCUAGAAUAGAUGAACAUCUUGUGGAGCUUGUUAAAAAGAUGCCAAGGUUACCAACAGCUGAGGAAGCUGAUAGAACUGCUGACGGUUCUCACCGUCGAGGGGGUGAUCAUUCCAAACAUACUUGUAGCAAAGGAGGGAAAAGAGACUCUCAUUCAGGACCUACAAAAAAGAAAGGUCCAAAAUCUAAGAACUGGACAUCUUCACCUCUUGUGCCAUCUUUUAAUGAACCAGCUGUUAGAGCCAUGCUAGAAAAUGAAAUUGAAGAGCUCCAACGCGAAUCGCUUCCAAACGAAACACAAUGAAUAGCACAAUUUAACAGACAAGUGGCCUUUCUUGUCUCAUCAGAAUCAUUAUUUACUUUCAUUUUAGUCGAUUCGGUUUCUUCAGCCUUAACUUAGAUAAAGUUAGAGAGGCUGUCUUGCUCAGACGGACAAAAUAUUAUCCCAUGACAAAAUUUUAUUCAUUUGUUAUAUCUUUCAAUUUAUAACGCAUGACAGCAGCUAGAUAAAGAAAAUCACAAUUUCCAAUUUUCGGUGCUAUGUCACUUAUCACAUCAAUGUUAUAUUUGAGUCUUUUCCUUAUUAUGUCAAUAUUUUAAUCCUUGGGGUGGUGUAUAGUUAAAUAUUGUACAUAAAAUAUAUUUCUACAAAUCAUAUCUGUAAAGUAUAAAUUAAAUCUAUAGAUCAGAUGCUAUCAGGAUCUGUUUGGUGGAGAAGUUAUCCUAUAUUUAAGAAUUGCUGAUUUAUAUUGUGCUCAUUAAUUUGCUCAAUAUUGUUACCUUCCAUUGUUAUUAUUUUGAUAGUAAGUACCUAAGAAUGUGUUAAUCUUCCAAGAUUGUUGGUGAUAUUUAUUGUUAACAAUAACAACUUCCAAAGGAAAUUCUCAUGCAGAUAAUAAAUCUCUUCCAAUUUAAUAAUAAAAAUCAGUUAAAUUGAUUUAAAAGUCAUAUAACUUCCAAGUAUAUCUUAACACAAUUUAAUUACGUAUGCUUAUACUGUCUAAUUCACCCAUUGUGACUUCAUCUUAAAUGGUAAUUGAAUUAUUGUCAACAGUAACAGCUUCUAAAAGAAAUUUUCCUGGUAGAUAAUAAAUCUCAUCCAACUCAGACAAUGGAAUUCCGUUAAACUAAUUUAAAAGUCAAAUGACUUCCAAGUAUAUCUUACAAAAAUUUUAAAAUUAUGUAUGUCUGUAUUGUCUAAUUCACACAAUGUGACUUUAUCGAAAUUGAUAAUUGAAUUAUUGUUGACAGUAACAACUUCUGACAGAAAUUCUCAAGCAGAUAAUAAAUCUCUUCCAAUUGAAAUUAUAGAAUUCCGUUAAACUGAUUUAUAAGUCAUAUAACUUCCAAGUAUACCUUAACAAAAAACUUAAAAAUUCUGUUUGUUUGUACAGUCUGAUUCACCCAAUGUUAUGUCUCAUAAAAUGGUAAUUUAAUUUAUAGUUGACGUAAUUGUGUCUUCUUAACUUGCAACCGUGAUUGGUUUGAAGAUAAAUGAUUUUAAGUAAUAUUCGAGGAACGAUACUGAUAGCUCUUGUAAUGCGAAAAGAAUCAGAAUAAGCUACGUUAUUGUUAUCAUACAAUCAAUCUGUGUCUUAUAAAUUAUUUCAGUAUUUUUUGUCCAAUUGUUACUGUGAAAGUUUUAUUACUUGUUCCGUUUAACUAUCAAAAUUUAAGAAAUAAGUAGAAUAUAAAAUUUUGUUUAUGAUAUCAAUUUUUGUUUUUAGAACUCUUAUCAAGAACAAUUUCUACCCUCGUAUUAAAUAUUAAAUGUUUUUCAAGAAAUAUGUAUGUAUCACUUACUAAGAGUGUCUAUUAUUUGAAUAUUUUUCUCUGAUCGGUAUAUCUGCUGUCAGAUAUUGUUUUUUUCAAUUGUUGUCAUCCAUUGAUUUUAGUAAAUUUAAUGUUUUGUCAUUUGAUAAAAACGAAUUUGGCAGUAAACUAAUUAUUUUAUUUAUCUAUAAAGAAUUCCAAUUGCAAUCGAAUCACCAAAAUUUCUAUGAAAUAUUUGUUUCUAAGUCCUCUUGAGGAAACUUUGCCAAUUUGACCAGCCACCAGAAAGAAAAUAUAUACAUAUAUUUAUCAAAUUAAGGCUGUACCUUGACAAAUUAUUUCCUAGAAACUAUCUCAUUUUCUUAUUGCGCAAUAUCUAUAUACUAAACUGUGAAGUUGGAUUAAUUAAUUAAAUUUUUAAACAUUUGCAAAAGUAUCAUUAUUUGAAAAUGAUUAAACAUAAUAUAUUAAUCAUUAUGAAGCUGAAUAAUUUUGUUAACCGUGUGUUGAAUAUUGUGUUUUUAUGACUUAAAUUGAAAUUCAUCCCGGCUCAAAUUGGAAAAAGUUAACACAGUAAGAAUACAAACAAAAAACAAUCCUUAGCUGCUGAUACAACUAUAAUUGACUGUUCAUUUAUUAUUCAAAAUAUAAAAUGUUUUUUCAUUUAUUAUUUAAAUUACUGAUAAACCUUUUUUUAUUAGUAACUCCAAAAAUGAAAUAUAUCAGUUGUUUUAGAAUAGUUCUUAGCAAAUAUAAAUGUAAGUCUACUGGCUUUUAAAAUUUUGUACGUAAUAUUACUAAUUGCGAUUUAAGUAGACGAAAUUUUGGAUAUCGUAAUGAUGCUCUUUAAAUUAAUAAUAUCAAUGCAGUAGGAUAACUUUUUCAUGGUUUAGGGCUGAAAAUAUUAAAUAUCUUGCUUCAAAACAUAUCUAUGCAAAACAUACUGGAAUACUUUUGAUAAACAUUUUGUAUUAUUUUAAACUCACUAAAGUACUUGAAAUAUUACUUUUCUUUAUAUUAAAAGUUAUGAAAAAUAUGUAUCAUAAUUAAAUUUAAAUUAGUGUGUACAGAAAUAUUUUUGUUAAUGAAUUAGGAUUCUCUAACAAGUACUUUAUAAUAAUGUAGAUUCAUAUAUAAUUUGAUAAGUGUCAUUAAUGCAAUAUAUUGAAACUGAUUUACUAUUUUUAACAUGGCUUAAAAUAUUACGCAUUGUAUCAUUUUACCAAAGAAGAAAACAUUUUGAAUAUGUUUCUUUAGAUAUUCCCUCUCAAUAUAUAUAUAGAUAAGUUUAGAUCAUUAUGUAUAUAAUUAAAUAUUUUUUCAUUAGACUAGAAAAAUAAGAACUCAAUAGGCAACUUGAACAUUCUUAGUAUUUCUUAAACAAUAUUUAAAUAAGUGGUAAAUGAAAUUGCAAGCUUGAAAACAUGAAUCGUUUUCAAACAAACAAUAAAAUCUAAAACAAAUUUGCUGGUUUUCGGGAUUGAUUGAAAAUGUACAAAGCGUUAUUUAAUCAUUUGUUUAUGGUAAGUUUUAAAAACAAAUAAUUAAUGAAAUGCAUUAUUAUGUU